AUGUCAACAUCUCCUUUCUCCUUACUAGAAAACAACAAAACAAACAAACAACCAUCCUCGAGCCAACUGGUCAACUUGAAUUCGAAAGCUCCUGUUGAAAUUCAUUGGCAAACACCAAAGCAAACAAUUGCUGGUCAAUCGUUUUGUCAACAUCGACCAACACGGACUAUUUCUAUUUUAUUCGAGGAUCCUUUGUUUCAAUUCACAAAAAAAACAUCUGUUGUGAAAGAUUCUAAAUCGCGAAAAUUAGAGUCUUGA
Molecule: messenger RNA, 258 nt
Organism: Schizosaccharomyces osmophilus
Lineage: Eukaryota; Fungi; Ascomycota; Schizosaccharomycetes; Schizosaccharomycetales; Schizosaccharomycetaceae
Exons: 2
Coding region: 1-258 (85 amino acids)
Source: RefSeq, a predicted model, not a curated record